CUGUAUCUUCGGUUCUACUCUACCCAACCUUUAGCAUCCACUGCAGCUCAUCAGCUCCGUCCAGCUUUCUCCAUUCCCCGUUUUUCUCUACUUCUCCGUUUCCAUUGAGCAUAAUGCGCGCAUUGCUGAAGCAUUGUCUGUGACAAUUUUGCGGAUAAGCAUUCCGAUCGGUUUGAGGAAAAAAUACUCUGAUCGGAGCUGGAUUUGAUUUUCAGAGCUUCAGAGUGGAGUUGCUGUGAUUCGAUCGGAUUCUAGGUCGGGUUAAAGGGAGAGAUAGUAAAAGAAGGGGGAAAGGUAAAAUAAGAUGAACGGAGGAGGGAGGCAGGGACUGAGAUCUGGUGCGACGGGGGUGCAUCACCAGCGCCAGUAUUCGGACAACUUUCUGAACAGCUCGUCCAAUGGGAGGUGGCUCCAGUCAGCUGGCCUUCAACACCUCCAAUCCUCCGGCGAUCCCAUUCCUCCGCUUCAGGACUAUAACUUCUAUGGUGGAGGAGGGCAGGGAGCUAGGAUGUUCAGGAAUACACAAAGGAGCUUUAAUGGAGUGAAUGAAUAUUACACAGAACCGUCCACACCGCCAGGUAAUCAUCGGUCUUCAAGCCAGAUGAAGCAUGGUGAAGAUUCACCCGGUGAUUUCAGCCCUGGGCUGUUGGACCUGCAUUCGUUUGAUACCGAGCUUCUUCCUGAGAUGCCAGUUACGAACGUGUAUGAUAGUAACUCCAUGUAUCAUCCUGUUCGGAGCACAUGCUUUGAUGACUCUGAACCUUACGUUUCAAACAAACAGACUGGUAGAGCUCGUGCUCCGGAAAACAACCUCCUCAGAAGUAUUUCUGCAGACAAAGAGAAAUCUAGUUCUGUAGCUAAGAUUAAAGUUGUGGUGCGCAAAAGACCAUUGAAUAAGAAGGAACUAGCAAAGAAUGAGGAAGAUAUUAUAGAAACACACUCCAAUUCUUUAAGAGUACAUGAAACUAAACUUAAGGUUGACUUAACUCAAUAUGUAGAAAAGCAUGAAUUUGUUUUUGAUGCUGUCUUGAAUGAAGAGGUUACGAAUGAUGAGGUUUAUUGUGAAACAGUGGAGCCCAUAGUUCCAAUAAUCUUUCAACGCACAAAGGCAACUUGCUUUGCUUAUGGCCAAACAGGUAGUGGAAAAACUUACACAAUGAAGCCACUUCCGCUUAAGGCAUCAAGAGACAUCUUGAGAUUGAUGCACCAUACUUACAGGAACCAGGGCUUUCAGUUGUUUGUGAGUUUCUUUGAAAUAUAUGGUGGAAAACUUUUUGAUCUCCUUAAUGAUCGAAAAAAACUUUUCAUGAGGGAGGAUGGUAAGCAGCAAGUUUGCAUUGUGGGCUUGCAAGAGUACAGGGUAUCAGAUGUGGAGACCAUCAAGGAGUUGAUUGAGAAAGGAAGUGCCACAAGAAGUACUGGCACCACAGGUGCAAAUGAGGAAUCUUCCCGAUCACAUGCAAUUCUUCAGCUUGCCGUCAAGAAGUUAGUUGAUGGUAGUGCUUCCAAGCCUCCCCGUGCUGUUGGCAAGCUCUCCUUCAUAGAUCUUGCUGGAAGUGAACGUGGAGCUGAUACCACAGACAAUGACAAACAGACAAGAAUUGAAGGUGCUGAGAUCAACAAGAGCUUACUUGCCUUGAAGGAGUGCAUAAGAGCUCUAGAUAACGACCAGGGACACAUCCCCUUCAGAGGCAGCAAAUUGACCGAAGUUUUGAGGGAUUCAUUUGUGGGCAACUCCCGCACUGUUAUGGUUUCAUGCAUAUCACCAAGCUCGGGUUCAUGUGAACAUACGCUUAACACAUUAAGAUAUGCUGACAGGGUGAAAAGCCUGUCGAAAGGGAGCAACCCUAAGAAGGAAGUUGUGUCUUCAAAUUUCAACCCUAAAGAAUCGACUACCAUUCCUUUAUCUGCUGUUAGUGCAUCAACCUUUGAGGACCGUGCAACUGAUGUGUGGCCUGAAGAAAAUGAGGAUGAUGAAUUUAGUCCGCCUGAAGAGUACUAUGAGCAGGGAAAACCCUCUUGGAAGAAAAACGGAAAGAUAGAAUCAUACAGUACCGCUGAGGACAAAUUAAAGAAACCCAAUAGUCAGAUCAAAUGGAAAGACAUGCCAAAAGUUGAAUCUACUACACUUUUAGAUGAUGAUUUAAAUGCCCUCCUACAGGAAGAAGAGGACCUUGUAAAUGCUCACAGGAAACAAGUAGAGGAUACCAUGAAUAUUGUCAAAGAGGAAAUGAACCUCUUGGUUGAAGCUGAUCAACCAGGGAAUAAAUUAGAUGGUUACAUAACAAGAUUAAGCGCCAUUCUAUCUCAGAAGGCUGCUAGUAUCCUGCACUUACAAAAUCGUUUAGCUCACUUCCAGAAACGCUUAAAAGAGCACAGUGUUUUCGUUUCCUCUGCUGGUUAUUAACAUCAUGUAUUAAGGAAGGCGAAACUUCUGUGGUUCAUGCACUUGGUUGGGAAACCAUGCAUUCCUGCAGUGCAGUCGGAGAAGAUUACGUGAGAUCUGGCAUAUGGCAUUCUGCUAGAUGAUUCAUAGUUAUUAUGCAUCAUAACUAUUCUCCCAGGGAUCAGAAGCUGAAGUCUUCACUUUUUCUUUAUUCAGGAUGCAUGUAUAAAGCUCUAUAUUGAUGUUGGUCCAGGGUCAUGAACAGAUCAUUUCUUAUUAAAUAGUUUUCUGCUUACCCUGAGGUGGAUAGGUAUGGAAAACUGCUACGAAUUUUAUUCAUUCAGCUUGGAGGCACAUUGUGCAGAUGUAAAUGCCUCCUAAUCUGCUUUGUCGAAAGCCUUGCUUCACUAAUAAUAGAUCAUAAUCCUUACCACGCUGAA
Prosopis cineraria is the source of this 2826-nucleotide messenger RNA. Its product is annotated as kinesin-like protein KIN-13B. Lineage: Eukaryota; Viridiplantae; Streptophyta; Magnoliopsida; Fabales; Fabaceae. The record is from RefSeq and is a predicted model, not a curated record. Gene Ontology annotation, molecular function: microtubule binding; microtubule motor activity; ATP binding. The transcript has 12 exons. Bases 305 to 2407 code for a protein of 700 amino acids. Gene Ontology annotation, biological process: microtubule-based movement.